Messenger RNA from Papilio machaon (common yellow swallowtail), 831 nucleotides. Its product is annotated as E3 ubiquitin-protein ligase CCNB1IP1-like. The transcript has a single exon. The record is from RefSeq and is a predicted model, not a curated record. Gene Ontology annotation, cellular component: synaptonemal complex. Lineage: Eukaryota; Metazoa; Arthropoda; Insecta; Lepidoptera; Papilionidae. Gene Ontology annotation, biological process: reciprocal meiotic recombination. Gene Ontology annotation, molecular function: ubiquitin protein ligase activity. The coding region runs from base 14 to 796 and encodes 260 amino acids.
UUAAUAAUUAAUAAUGACGCUAGAAAUGGUGUGUAAUUUUCGUAAGUGUAGAAAACCUUUGACAAAUCAUGCCUGGGUAACGACAUGCUCACAUGCAUUCUGCAUAGAGCACGGUCAAAAAGAGUUUAAACGUAAUGUUGAGAAUUCAUUAACGUGCCCUGCAUGCGGAAGUGAAUUGCGAGAUAAAUUCGACGUGAUUCAAGCAGAUCUUAAGCCCAGUGAAACUUUUAAAUCUAUAGUUUUAGCGGGCAUGAAACCCGAUACGAUUAUGGACGUGACAAUGAGGGCAAUGUCUUUUUGGUCCUACCAAAUUGAACAGGAAACUCUUUAUCAAGAAAGCUUAGCGAGGCAUUGUAAGGAAAAAUUACAAUGUUUGGAAGAGGUUAAUACACUUAACCUACAAAAGUUGAAUGCGGAAUUGGAAACGUGCAAACGUAAAAUAGUCGCUUUACAAACGGAAUGUAACAAAAAGAAGAAACAAGCCGAGGAAUUGACUGCAUGCUUGGAAAUCAACAAUAGGAAAAUUCAAAAACUUCAGUUUCAGCUUGACGCUUUAAAAAGAAAAGAUAUUCAUGUGGCAAAUUAUGAAAUGACUACUAACAAUGAAAAACUAAUGGAGAUAUCAGAUCUGGUAGGUAAAAGAACAAAAUCUGAGGCUUUUGUAUUUAGACCAAUAAAUGAAGUUGAUAAAUCGCAAAGCAUUUCAUCGCCGUCAACAUCCAUGUUUGAUUUCCGCAACAGAAACAAGCAACCGGAUAAAAAUAAAUCAUUCAAAUUCCGACCGGUGCGAUCUUAGUAUUAAGCAAAAUAUAUUUUUUUAGAUUAUAAGCG